This is a messenger RNA of Triplophysa rosa, 2909 nucleotides long. It is a transcript of the gene nudt18, whose product is annotated as nudix (nucleoside diphosphate linked moiety X)-type motif 18. The record is from RefSeq and is a predicted model, not a curated record. Bases 68 to 1075 code for a protein of 335 amino acids. NCBI's taxonomy places the organism in Eukaryota, Metazoa, Chordata, Actinopteri, Cypriniformes, Nemacheilidae. Gene Ontology annotation, molecular function: 8-oxo-dGDP phosphatase activity; magnesium ion binding; 8-oxo-GDP phosphatase activity. The transcript has 4 exons.
GGCGACGCUUUGAGUACAUUUCCUAUUUCAUGACGACUGCUGUUAGCGAUAAUACAGCAAUCCCGUCAUGGACUCUCUGGACAUCUUGGAGGAGAAUGUGGAGAAGAUUUUAAAGGGUGAGGGACUGGAAGUGAGAGAGUUGGAUUCGGCCAGAGAUCAGGUGCAGCCGGUGACGCUGAGGAAAGAUGUGUGUUACAUCGUUGCCGCAGUUAUCUUCAACUCAAAGGAGGAGGUGUUAAUGGUGCAGGAGGCAAAGACAGAGUGUUAUGGCAGAUGGUACCUCCCUGCUGGUCGUAUGGAGGGUGGUGAAAGCAUUCUAGAGGCGCUACAGAGAGAGGUCAAAGAAGAGGCUGGAAUAGACUGUCAGCCAAUCACAAUGCUGCUGGUUCAAGAACAAGGGCCACAGUGGGUUCGCUUCAUCUUUCUUGCUGAAGUUACAGGGGGCUCUCUGAAGACGACGGCAGAGGCGGAUGGAGAGUCGCUGCAAGCUCAAUGGUGGAAUCGCGAGUCUCCGCUUCCUCUGCGAGGACGUGACAUACUGUCCCUCAUCGCCGCUGGAUUAAAAUAUAAGAAGAAUCCAUGGUUCCAAGCGUUAAAGCCCGUUGACAUACCAUGUCAAGUUAUUUGCCAAAGACCGCUUCUCACAUUUGUCACUAGCAGUGGUGACAGCAGCGAAGAAGACCGCUUGUGGCUGUUGCUAAGCAACAGUAAAGGGGAAGAUGCCAGUUCAAAUCCUCAUCUUCCUGUUAAAAUAUCAAAUAAAAGGUGCACUGUCACAUGGGCAGUACUUAGAUUGGUCAAGGAGUGCAUGUCUUCAUCAUACAGCAGGCUAAACGUUACCAUGUGUGGAAUUCUGGGAUUGCAGCACAACGGGCGUGUACUUGGGAAAACGGAUGGCAUCUGCUUCAACACGCUCGUGUUUUUGGAAUAUUCAGAGGGAGGGCCAGAAACCGGCGGGCCACCGCCGUUGGACGGUGACUGUUACAGAUGGCACGAGGUAACCAAUCAGCGCCUGAGGGCGAAGAUGCUACAGAGGAUUAAAGAAGGGUCCGUUCUGCCUGUACACAGUCUAUGAUGAUGAUGAUGAUGAUGCUGAACUUGCAUUUUCAACAUGAGUGCCACGACGUGCUUAAAUCAUGUGGGCUAACUGCUAGGCUGUACUUUUACCCUUUACUCUUUGACUUGAACUACACUCACAAAAUAGUCCUUCGCUUGCACUUUACCACAGCCAAUUAUAUGUAGAAUUUAAUAUAAAGAAAAUGCUGUAGGAUGCUGGUAUUUAGACACUAAUAAUUUAAAGGAACAGUUCAUGAAAAUAUAUAUAUUUUUUCUCAUUUACUUGCCUUACUGCAAUUCUAAGUGAGCAAUUUCUGAAAAAAAAAACGUGGCUCUUUUUGGCUUUGAAAUGACACUAAAUGGGGUCCAACCUUUUUCCAAAAGCACAUACAUCAAACAUCAGAACUCGACUCUCCUGUAAAAGCACGGACAACUGUUACCUGGAAGCCAAUGGUUAUAGUUACAAAAGUUUGAAAUAUCAAUAUUUUUCUUACACAAACCCAUUUUCACUUCUGAAGAGAUUUAUUAACCUCUUAUAUAGGCGCCCCAUUUUUAAACAUUGUGUUGAUUUCAAAAACAAGUUCAGAACAUGAAUGUUGAGUGUUUUUGCUUUCAAAUGAUGCAUAGUUUUUACGUAGUUGAUUGAAUAUUAAUGCAAAACAAAGGUAAUAAAAAUGCAGAAAUGCUAAAACAAACACCUUACCCAUGGGCCCUGUGCAUGUUAAGGGGUUAAUCCACUGGAGUUGCUUUUUGGGCACAAGUUGGGCACCAAACAAUGGCGUUAUAAAGCUAUGAAGAGACAGGAUAUUGUUUUAUGUAACAACAGGUUGUUUUAUGUAACAGGUGUUCAGCUGAAUGAUGGCAUGAAGGUGAGAUAAUUCUAAAAGAAUUUUCCAUUUGGAUCAAUUUAAAUGGAAUAAUAUCGAUUUUGCUAAACACAUUAUUUUAAAUGGCAUAUAACCGUAAAAAUUUUUUUUACCUUAAAUAAUUUACCUUAAGUUUUUGAGUUAAUUCAACUUAAUUCAACCAGUUUAGUCAACUCCACGACAAAUUCAUUUGAGUUAACUAAUAUUUUUGUUGAAUUAACUCAAAAUUUUAAGGCAACCAGGUAACUUAUUUUUUUAAGUUGAACCAACAAUUUUUUUACAGUGUGCUGACAAAGUCAAACCAAAAAUUAUACAGACAUCUCACAUUAUCACAGUUUAUUAGCUUUAGUUUAGAAGAUGGUAAUAAAAUAUGACAAGACUUCAGAGUUAAACUAUGUCAGAACAAAUUCAUCUUGAUAAUGUAAGAUAACCUUGAUAGAAAGGUAUGUAAUGGAUUAAGUUGAAUAGCUGUUAAAUCAAAGCAAAACAUGGUCAGGUCAAAGUGUCUGAAUCAUUUUCUAUCAAUUUUACUGGUAUUUCACUGUAUGAAGAAGUUUUGCGUAUGUCACCGUUUAUUUAGCUAUCCUCACUUACAUAAAGUGUCCUGCACCCAUGUCAAAAAUUAUAUCUGGUGUCUGAAUAAUUUUUGGUUUGAUUGUAUAUGGAAAUUUUCUCUAAUCCACCUGGUGAAGACUUUUUUAGAAAAAAAUUAAAAACACAAACCGACCCAAGACUGUGAUUUCCUAUAAUGCAGGCUGCUGGAGUAACUGCUUGAAAGAAUGAUUUUUAUGAAUGCUCAUGAAUGUCUGUCCUUGAAGGUCAAUUUACUUUUUGUUUGAAACACACUCUUAAAUGUUAUUCAUAAUUUAAAGUUUAGACCUUUCACCAAACCACUAUUUUUGUUUAAAUGAACGGUGAGUAUGUAUGUUGUAUACAAUGACCUAUGCUGCUGUACAAUCUGUAAUAAAUAAACAUACACACAACGUC